Aspergillus versicolor CBS 583.65 is the source of this 375-nucleotide messenger RNA. RefSeq lists its product as uncharacterized. The transcript has a single exon. The coding region runs from base 1 to 375 and encodes 124 amino acids. Gene Ontology annotation, molecular function: sarcosine oxidase activity; flavin adenine dinucleotide binding; saccharopine oxidase activity. The record is from RefSeq and is a predicted model, not a curated record. NCBI's taxonomy places the organism in Eukaryota, Fungi, Ascomycota, Eurotiomycetes, Eurotiales, Aspergillaceae.
AUGCCCUUCUAUGCCCGAACAGCAGGUCGGAGCGAGCAGUCAGCGUGCAUGAUUCAUGCAGUCUCCAACUCGUACUCGUCAUCUUCAGAGUUAAAUAUGUCUGCUGCAGCCCCCAACUCUUUAUCUUGCAGCAUGAGUGCUAGGAUCCACCGAGUAAAUGACUCAAUGUCUCCCUCCAUACUUAUUCUCGGAGCAGGCUGCUUUGGUGUCUUGACGGCCCACCACCUGGCCUCUUAUGGAUAUUCAAAUAUUACUGUCCUUAAUAAGGAUAGCCAAGUUCCCAGUUGCUUUUCUGCUGCCAACGAUCUCAACAAGGUGAUUCGUGCCGAGUAUGCUGACCCUUUCUACACUAAUCUGGCCCUGGUUUGUUCUUAA